This is a messenger RNA of Alligator mississippiensis (American alligator), 5613 nucleotides long. RefSeq names its product ENAH actin regulator (gene ENAH). The coding region runs from base 293 to 2707 and encodes 804 amino acids. The transcript has 15 exons. Gene Ontology annotation, molecular function: profilin binding; SH3 domain binding. Lineage: Eukaryota; Metazoa; Chordata; Crocodylia; Alligatoridae. Gene Ontology annotation, biological process: actin polymerization-dependent cell motility; actin polymerization or depolymerization; axon guidance. The record is from RefSeq and is a predicted model, not a curated record.
CGCUCGCGGCCCUUCGGCAUCGCCCCUCCCCUUUCACCCCCUCCCCACUUGGCGCGUUGGUACAUUCCUGUCCGCCCCGUUCCCUCCCUCACCCCCCCCAACCUCCCCCCCGCGACUCCCCGCUGUGGUCUGCUCCGGCCCGGCCAGGCGGCUGAACAGGGGAGCCCGCGGCAGGCAGGGAAGGGAAGGGAAGGGACGGGACGGGACGGGACUCGACUCGCCUCGCUGCCUGCUGAAGCGCCGGCUCCUGCGGAGCGGACAGGAGAGCGGCUCCCCCGCCCCGGGCAGCACCAUGAGUGAACAGAGUAUCUGCCAAGCACGAGCUGCAGUAAUGGUCUAUGAUGAUGCCAAUAAGAAAUGGGUACCAGCUGGUGGGUCAACUGGAUUCAGCAGAGUUCAUAUUUAUCAUCAUACAGGCAACAAUACCUUUCGAGUAGUGGGCAGGAAAAUUCAAGACCAUCAAGUGGUAAUAAAUUGUGCCAUUCCAAAAGGGCUGAAGUACAAUCAGGCUACACAGACCUUCCACCAGUGGCGCGAUGCUAGACAGGUGUAUGGUCUUAACUUUGGCAGCAAAGAAGAUGCCAAUGUCUUCGCAAGUGCCAUGAUGCAUGCCUUAGAAGUAUUAAAUUCACAGGAAGCUGGUCCAACGUUGCCUCGACAGAAUUCUCAGCUUCCUCCACAAGUUCAAAAUGGCCCAUCACAAGAAGAGCUGGAAAUCCAGAGAAGACAGUUGCAAGAGCAGCAACGGCAGAAGGAGCUGGAACGGGAGAGGCUGGAUCGUGAAAGAAUGGAACGGGAGAGGCUGGAAAGAGAGCGACUAGAAAGGGAAAGACUUGAAAGAGAGCGUCUAGAACAGGAACAGCUAGAAAGAGAGCGGCAAGAAAGAGAGCGGCAGGAACGUCUAGAAAGGGAGAGACAAGAAAGAGAGAGGCAAGAACGAGAGAGACUGGAACGGCUUGAACGGGAAAGGCAAGAGAGAGAACGGCAAGAACAGUUAGAAAGGGAACAACUGGAAUGGGAAAGAGAGAGAAGAAUUUCAAAUGCUGCUCCAUCUUUCGACAACUCCCUGUAUAGCACUCCACUUCCUGAAUACUCCAGUUGCCAGCCUCCUUCAGCACCUCCUCCAUCAUAUGCAAAAGCAGUCUCAGCGCCAAUAUCAGAUUCCACUCCGGAUUAUGCUGUAGUGACUUCUGCACCAGCGACUUCCGCUCCCCCUACACCACCACUAAGGCACUCUGCAUCACGUUUUGCUACAUCUUUAGGCUCAGCCUUCCACCCAGUUCUUCCCCAUUAUGCUACAGUUCCUCGUCCUCUGAACAAAAGUUCUCGACCACCUUCUCCUGUGAAUGUUCCAAGUUCUUUGCCCCCAAAUACAAAGCCUGUUGCCUGGUCUGCCCCCAGUUUUGCACCUCUCCCCCCGUCUCCUCCAGUCAUGAUUAGCAGUCCACCAGGCAAAGCUACUGGUCCAAGACCUGUUCUCCCAAUUCCUGCUUCUAGUCCAUUGUCCCAAAUGCCUCCAUCCCCUACUGCUCCCAAUGGGCUUCCUGAAUGCGUAGCUUAUCCAGCUCCUUCACCUUCUACCUCAGGUCCAACUCCCCCGCCACCACCCCCACCUCCACCACUGCCUUCCUUUCCACCUCUCUCACUCUCUGGACCUCAAGCUUCUCCUUCUCCAAGUUCCCCUAAUGCCUCAACUCCCUCAUCCAAGCCUAGUGUUCUCCCUUCUCCCUCUGCAGCUACCCCUGCCUCUGUUGAGAACUCUCUAAACUCUGUGCUGGGAGACUCCUCUGCUUCUGAGCCAGUCUUGCAGGCAGCCUCUCAGCUGAUUGAACCUCCGACCCAGCAGGGUGUCAUCCAAGGACUACCUGCACCUCCACCCCCACCCCCACUGCCACCUGGCCCAAUCCAGUCUUCAGUAGCAGUCCCACCUCCUCCUGGUCCACCACCACCACCACCACCACCUCUUCCACCCUCAGGGCCGCCACCGCCACCGCCACCUCCUCCCCUUCCCAGCCAAGUUCCUUCUCCUGCUCCUCCUCCACCACCUCCUGCUCCUCCUCUCCCUGCCUCUGGAUUUUCUAUGGGAUAUAUGUCUGAAGACAAUCGCCCUUUAACUGGACUAGCAGCUGCACUGGCUGGAGCCAAACUUAGGAAAGUGUCACGGGGGGAAGAAUCUUCUGGUUCGAGUGGAGGAACAAGCUCUGCUUUAUCUAAAACAGAUAGCAGUCGUGGAAAUGGGCCACUUCCCUUAGGGGGGAGUGGAUUAAUGGAAGAAAUGAGUGCCCUGCUGGCCAGGAGGAGAAGAAUUGCAGAAAAGGGAUCAACAGAACCAGAACAAAAGGAGGAUAAAAUUGAAGAAUCAGAACCAUCAACAUCAAAAGCUUCUUCAACGAGCACACCUGAACUAACAAGAAAGCCUUGGGAAAGAACAAAUACAGUGAAUGGAAGCAAGUCACCUGUUAUUUCCAGACGGGAAUCUCCAUGGAAAAAUCUGAUUGUUUCUGAAAACAGGUCCUAUGAUUCGUUAAACAGACCAAAAUCUACACCAUCGGGGCAACCCAGUGCCAAUGGAGUUCAGUCAGAAGGGCUAGAUUAUGACAGAUUGAAACAGGACAUUUUAGAUGAAAUGAGAAAGGAAUUAACAAAAUUAAAGGAAGAACUCAUUGAUGCAAUCAGGCAGGAACUGAACAAGUCAAAUACUGCGUAGAAGGAUUGGACUAAGCAGAUGUGACUCUCUAACUUGGUAUAAAACAGACUACAUUUGUGAGCCGUUAGAAGAAAAUGGGAGAUGGACACUUGGAAGGAGGGAAAAAUGACAUUCUGAAACCCGUCAGACGCAUCACUGGUGAUAUGCUAUUUCCCUCCUAGUUUGCUGCUUUUUUCUGACCUUUACAGCAGGUGGAAAAGAGUCUUAAAAGUUGCUGUAAUGAUUAUGCAGAAAUUCCUAUACCUGUCAGACAACAUCACAGUGCAUUGAAAUAUUCUCAUGUCAAGAUAAAAUUGCACAUAUUUCAGAAUUCAUUGUUAAAAAAGAAAAAAGCUUGGGAAGGCUUUUCAGAGAGGUUUUCUUUAUUAAUGAAGGAUUCAGCAAGUUAUACUGUUGUACUGCAAAUGUAUCUCAGGUUUGUCUUCCUAUCACAUUUGAUAUUUCCAUGAAUAAUUAAAAAAAAUUAGGCGUGCACAAGUCCAGAUCACAAAAUAUGGAACAAUUAGAGCAUACUUUAAAGGGCAGUAUUUGUAAGUAAAUGACCUAGAAAGUGAUAACAUAUCAAGUUUAUGGAAUUUUAUUAUGGGAAGCCUCUCUAGUUAGCCUUCAUGCAAUUUUGUAGACACAAAAAGCAAAUACAGUCCAGAGUUUAAAGAUGUAGAUGCCUUCCUAAAUUGUUACAACGCUUUACCAAAUCUAAGACUUCUACAUAAUACAAAUCAGUGAACAAAUGUAAAUCAUUAGUAUGUUGUAGAUUUACAGUAGAUUUUCAGGCUUUUUUUAGAUUUAUGCAUGUGAACAUUUUUGUAAUGUAACACAACACAGUCAGCUUUCUAAUUAAAAAAAAAAAAUGCAUGUCACAAAUAUUAGGUAGCCUUUUCAUUUUUAAGGCUUAAUUAAUGCCCAGGGGAAAAAUUGGGAUGAAGGAUUUGUGGGGGGUGGGGGGGUAAUACUUUUGAUUUAACAAUUUUUUAAAUUAAUUUCUGCACUAUUUUUCCUUAUAUUUACAUGCAUGUGUAAUAAUGAGGAAAAUGUUGUGACUUUUAUCAGUAACCAUGUUAAUAGAACCAGGUACUUAAUCUUUUUUGUAUCAUUUCUUCAGCUAUUUGUAUUUCAUAUUCAGUAACACUUCAGUAAUUGUUCUUUGGAAGUUCUUAAAGUGUUUUCAUUUUUAACUUGGUCAAAGAACAAACAUUUGGUCAUUUAAAUCUGAGUUAUUACCAAGGUAUACAUUUGUUAGUACAAGAACUAACUGCUCCUGUGUUUUCUGAGGCUGAUUUUUGACUCUGACCAAACAAGGGCAGUAGUUAUAAUGAUGCAUUAGAGCACAAGGUCACAGCAGAAAAAGGGAAGCUGAAGAUCAGCAGUGGUGCAACAUUCACUUUAGUGAAUAAUGUGAACUCUUAAGGGGAGACAGUACCAUCUUUACUGUAGUUUAAAAAUUCAACACCUCAGCUACAUAAAUUGUUCUCCACCAACAAGAGUAAAAGAAUAAAAAUUGCACAAGUCAGAGCCACAGUGCUUUGGAAAAUAUUGUGGAUCAAAAUCUGCACUUGUUCCAUUGUAUCUUGAAUUUCUCUGAACUGUAAGAGUGCCACCUUUGUUUUGUGAUCUGUGCUAAUCAGAAAAAAUUACCUACUAUUAGAGAGAUUAUUCCUGUUUCAGUUUACUGGAGUUCAUGCAACUUUGCUCACAGGACAAUAGCUUUAACUAGCAUAUCCUCUUAAGUGCUGCACACCAAAGCAAAACAACAGCAUUUACUGCUUCCAAAAGGCUGGAAUGAGGAUUUUUUUUUUCCCGUUUAAGCAUUUUCCUGUUUUUAUAGCCACUCAUAUUCUAAGACUGGACUACAAUGGAAAUAAUAGCUAAGUCAGUAUAUUAUUUUUUCCAAAAAAUACUCAUUUUUCUGCAUGUAUUAGUGAAGGCAUUAAAAAAAUGCAGCAAGCUUGUAAAGUACUGUUUCCUUCUAAAUAAGAGGAGGCAUGUUCAUCUUUCUUAAUGUAACUUUUGUUUAUGCAGACAUUUCAAUCUUAAGGACAUUUAUCUUUGUGAGAAAUCAUGCUUUUUUGUUUGUGGUUUUGUUUUAGAAAAAAUUAAGACUAGCCUGGUGGAAUAGUGUAAUGGGUAUAAGUGGUCCAAAAUCAGAUAAAUGGUUAAACUACUAGAUUGUGAAAGAAACUGGUUUAUGCACUAAACGCUUUGUGCCUUGGUCUAAAAUUAACAUGAUUUCUGUUUAAAAGGAAAAAAAAAAGGAACAGAUGUCUUCUUUCAUGCUAUUUCUACAUACAUACUUCACAUAAUUGCAGAUUGUUGAAUUGGUCCUUUCCAGAAAACUUUAUUGGAUUAAAAAUUACUGUAAACACUUGCUGUCAUAAUGACAGCUAUGCCAUUUAUAGAGAUUUCAGUAAUUAGACUAACUACAGAAGCUAAGAUUAUUUUGCUUACUGUUAUACUAAGUUCUUUAAAACCAUGUUAUGAUGGUUCUCUGCUUUUGUACAGUGGAUGUCUUAAGCUGGGUGCAGUUUAGGGAUCCUUUCUAACUCCAGGAAGGUUCUGCUUUCCUCAACACUGUGAUCUGAUCUGUGAUAAAUCUGUACUAUACACAAGUGGCUAAUAAGUCAAUUGCAAACAAACUGAAUGUACGAAUCUUAGUGCUGGUGCUGAAAUCUCUUCAGAUAGUUGUCAUGAUUUCAGGUUCAUUGUUUAAAAAGUUUAAACAUCAAGUGUCAAUCAAAGCUGAAGAUGAAACACUAAUGAAUGUUGAAUUUUCAUGCAUUUAGUUUUACUUCCUUUUUAGGUUUUUUUUCAGUUCAUUCUCUGCUAUUUUUACCGUAUUGUGUCAUUUUAAAUUUCUUACAUGCUAACUUUGUUUGUUUUGAGCAAAUGAAAUAAAAUUGCAAUAUAUA